AUGGACCCUUCAUUAGCCCCUAAUUUUGUUCCACCAUCUGAACAACACCCUUCUCAACGGGUCCCAAGACCUCUUCCUCAUUACCUUAUUCCAAAUCUUUCACCUAUCCAGCCCUAUGUGCUUGAAGAUUACCACAUGUCUGAAAUUGAUGCUCCUCUUCCAAGAACCCCUUCCAUAUCCUCAAUUAGUGAUGCAUUUUCAGGUACUGUUGUUGGUGUAGGUGCUCCAGGUUCUUUCACUCCAAGCUCUUCUUCUUGUUCAGUUUCAGGCAAAGCUUCUCCUUUAACUGAUCUUGCUAGAUCAAGAAGACCUUCAAACUCGGAAUCUUCACAACCAACACAUUCUCUUAGCAUGCAUCUUCAUCAUCAACGAGUCGCCACUCAACUUCGCAGACUUGAGUCCUGUACAAACUCAAAUAUGGGAUCUGGAUCUCUUCCUGUGUCGCUGUCGUCGUAUUGUUCUACGGUUGCGUCAUCUCCAGGUUGUCCAUCUUCACCACACUUGCAGCAGCAGCAGCAGCAGCAGCAGCAGCAGCAUCAAAUUUCGUCAAUUUACCUUAACCAUGAACGUGAACAUAAUAAUGAACAUAAUAAUGAAAAUGAUGAUGUUGUUGUUUCCAGGGUUUCGGACUCUAAUGCUGCUACUCCCUCCACUUCUUUGGCUGACUCCAUGGCUGGACUUUCUAUAACAAGCCGCGGUAAUAUUAAUCCUUCUAUUGAACCAUCAUCUUCUUCUUCUUUCUAUUCUUCUUCUCCAGCUGCGUUAUUAUCGUCUUCUUCGGCUUCUUCGUCACUGUCAUCGUCAUCAUCGUCGUCGUCGUCGUCAUCGUCGUCGUUGUCUCCUUCAUUAGCAAAGUCUACGACCGGUACUUGUAACUUUUUAAAACCUGCAAGUCUCCUGAGCAACUGCCUCGGUGAGGACCCGGCAGUGUUACAAUUACAGUUACAAAAUGUCGCACCUUCUUCUUCUACUUCUUCUUUGACUUCUUUAACUUCUUUGACUUCUUUGACAUCUUUGACUUCUGCUGGUACAACCUCAACCGCAAUCGCAACCGACAACGACAAACCCGCUUUACCUUUUUCUACUUCUGAUUUUUCUUCAGCCGUCACUUCUGCCGCUGCCGUCACUGCUGAUGCUGUUUUUCCCUCUUCUUCUUCUUUUCCUCAAUCUCAUCUUCCGCAACCCAACAACAAUUACAACAACAACAGCAACAACAGCAGCACCCACCACCACCACCACCACCACCAGGACAAAAAUCUCCUCCUCCUCCACCAAAAUCUUCAAACCCCCCGCUCGUUUAACUCUUCUUUUUCUUCUCCCUUCCCUUCUUCCUCUUCUACUUCUACUUCUUCUUCCUCUUCCUCUUCUUCCUUUCCUAAUAAAUCCACUUUUACAUCUACUCAAAAGCCCUUUUUGACUUCAAAAAUGACCAGUGCUGCUGCUGCUGCUGCUGCUGCUGCUGCUGCUGCUGCUACUACUACUUCUACUGCUGGAACUGCAACUGUCGCCGUUCCCGCACACAACCCGAGCCCCGACAAUAAUCUUGCCUCGGCUCUUCCCAUAUCCCCUUCCUCUCAAACAAAUAAUAAUAAUAACAAUAAUAAUACCAUUCCACUGAAACAGCCAAAUCAACAAAAUGGCACCAUCUCAGGUGACAAAUUAAUUAAAGAUGAUGGUUAUAAUAAUGAUAAUAAUGUUCAAAUCAACAAUAACCAUACAAGUGGAUCAAAAACAGCCGCCCAUUCUUCUUCUCCUUCUUCGUCAUCUCACAAUGACAAAUCUGUAACUGCAGCCUUAUCUCAACAGCCUUCCUCCAUCAUCAGCAUUUCCCCUGGAUAUUCUUCUUCAGAAACUCCUAAAUCUGCUCAACCACAUCUGGCCCAUAAAUCCUCGGCUGAUAGUGUCGGGUCCUCCGUCCCUUCCAACGUCUCCGGGUCCCCCACUCCUGUCCCCGCAGAAAUCCCCCGGAUCCCCUCAGAACUCUACCGCGCUACAACCCCACCACCUACUGUCUCGGCCAUUGAUGAUUCUGACGAAAUUUCAAAACAAACCAUCUUACCACCACCACCACCACAGCAACAGCAACAGCAACAAAAACAACAGGACCAUUUGUCUGUUUCAUCUUCUUCCUCCUUCCCAAAUGAAAAUGACAUUGCUAGCAUAACUACCCCAGCAGCCUUUUGCCACGAUGAUGCACCAUUCCCACGCUUGGGACCAGCCCAUAGUGAUAUAGGUCCAGACAAAAUUAACACUGGCUGCUCUCCUACAGACCAAAGUUUUGUUCCUCAAACCCCUCCUGUCCCCACAAUGCCAACAAUACCACACUCUUGUUCCUCUUACAACUCCACUUACAAAUCAAGCAGAUCUAAUUCUCAUACAAAUCCCCAUCGCACCGCCUUUUACUACGAUGCAGAUGACGCUGGUAAUAAUGGAUCCCCAUACACUCUAGAGGCUGCAACAGGCGGUGCACGACCAGUUGUUCAUUCGGCAGACCUCGAGGAAGUUCCGCUUGGCGUCACAAGACAAGCCCGCAGUCUAGCGGACUACAAAUUCCCGACCCACCGCCUCGCCCGCGUCAUGCAGGACGAAACUAAGUCGCCUCUUGUGAUUGUCGCGUGCGGCUCUUUCUCCCCCAUUACCUAUCUUCAUCUCCGAAUGUUUGAGAUGGCCAUGGACUCGAUCCGUGAGCAAACCCGGUUUGAGGUCAUUGGUGGAUACUACUCGCCGGUUUCAGAUAACUAUAAAAAACAAGGGCUGGCUGCAGCAAAGCACCGGGUACGUAUGUGUGAAUUGGCUUGCGAGCGGACAUCCUCUUGGCUCAUGGUGGAUGCCUGGGAAUCUUUACAGCCUACGUACCAGCGCACGGCCGUUGUACUGGACCAUUUUAACCACGAAAUCAAUAUCAAACGCGGCGGGAUCUCGACAUCCUCUGGCCGCCGUAAGGGUGUCAAGAUUAUGCUGCUGGCCGGCGGUGACCUGAUUGAAUCGAUGGGUGAGCCCAAUGUAUGGGCUGAAGACGAUUUGCACCAUAUUCUAGGUCGUUACGGGUGUUUGAUUGUGGAACGUACAGGAUCUGAUGUGCGCUCAUUCUUGCUUUCUCAUGAUAUCAUGUACGAACACCGUCGAAAUGUUCUUGUUAUCAAGCAGCUCAUUUACAAUGAUAUUAGUUCGACCAAGGUGCGUCUUUUUAUCCGCCGUGGUAUGAGUGUCCAGUACCUUAUCCCCAAUAGUGUUAUCAGGUACAUCCAAGACCACGGCUUAUACAUUCACGAGACUGAGCCCGUUAAGCAAGUUUUAUCUGAGAAGGGAGAUUAG
Messenger RNA from Magnusiomyces paraingens, 3315 nucleotides. RefSeq lists its product as uncharacterized. Gene Ontology annotation, biological process: NAD+ biosynthetic process. Bases 1 to 3315 code for a protein of 1104 amino acids. Gene Ontology annotation, molecular function: nicotinate-nucleotide adenylyltransferase activity; nicotinamide-nucleotide adenylyltransferase activity. The transcript has a single exon. Lineage: Eukaryota; Fungi; Ascomycota; Dipodascomycetes; Dipodascales; Dipodascaceae. The record is from RefSeq and is a predicted model, not a curated record.